Molecule: messenger RNA, 723 nt
Organism: Branchiostoma floridae (Florida lancelet)
Lineage: Eukaryota; Metazoa; Chordata; Leptocardii; Amphioxiformes; Branchiostomatidae
Product: acid-sensing ion channel 4-like
Exons: 6
Coding region: 1-723 (240 amino acids)
Biological process (GO): sodium ion transmembrane transport
Cellular component (GO): membrane
Molecular function (GO): ligand-gated sodium channel activity
Source: RefSeq, a predicted model, not a curated record
AUGCUUCCGGCAGAUGAGAAGACUCCUGAGCGGGAGUUUAUAGACAACACGAGUCUGCAUGGCUUCAACAGGAUUCACCACCCGAACCCCGUCAUCCGUGCAGUAUGGAUCAUGGCGAUGCUCGGAGCAUACGCAGGCUUCAUCUACAUGGCCGUAGAGAUGAUUGACUCUCACAAGCUGACGUGGGAAGAGUGGUCAAUCCUGUCAACGCUGCUGUACGGUACCGCCAUGGACGUGCCCACUCUGCAGGCCUUCCUGGGGCCAACCUUCAACACGAUCAACAGGACUACCAGCGGGACUGUAGCUAACGCAACGUCCAUGAACAUGGCUGACGCCGUACGGAUGAAGGGGUUCGACAUCUCCCCUGCCCGGAUGUACCUCUGCAUGUUCGGAGGCGGACCCUGCACUGAGAUGAAUUACACCCACUCCUUCAGUGCGUACGGGAACUGUUACACCUUUAACGCAGACGCCGCCAACCCGCUGGACCAGACCAUUCCGGGCUGCAGAACGGGAUUCAGUGUUCUUGUUGACGUCAUGGCGGACUCCUACACAGAGACCAUGGCUGCAGGCGGACACACAGACGUGGGACUGACGUUCCAGAUCCACGACCAGAGCGAACCGCCCAUGGUGGAGACUCACGGACUGGCCAUCCAACCUGGUGUACACAGCUUCGUACCCAUCAAACGGACAGAGGUGGGGAUUUACGGGCAGGGUAGUGGAUAA